UUCUACGUGGAGAUCCAUCCACCCCGUUUCCGUCUCCGUCUCCGUUUCCGUUUCCGUUCCUCCCCACAAAUAUAUAAACCCCUCUCCAAUCCCUUGUCCUCACACAGCAAUCUCAAAAAUCCUAUUUUCUUUACCUAAUCAGUUAUUAUGGCUCUUAAAGCUGUUCAUGUCUCUGAUGUUCCCAAUCUUGACCACGUCCCUGAGAAUGCCUCUCUUUCUCUCUACUCAACUCGUUUCUCCAAAGGAGUUGAAUUGAAUAGAGAAGCUACGUUCAAGACACCAAAGUUUUUGGUGUUUGGGCACAGAGGGAAUGGAAUGAAUAUUUUGCAAUCAACAGAUCGUAGGAUGAAAGCUAUUAAAGAGAACUCCAUUAUGUCUUUUAAUAGUGCUGCUAAACACCCCAUUGAUUUCAUCGAAUUCGAUGUUCAGGUCACAAAAGAUGAUUGUCCAGUCAUUUUCCAUGACGACUUCAUCCUCUCUGUAGAUAAUGGCAUCAUUUUCGAGAAGAGAGUGACAGAACUUUCCCUGUCUGAAUUCCUAUGCUAUGGACCCCAAAAAGAAGCAGGAAAAUCAGGCAAAUCUUUGGUUAGGAAAACAAAAGAUGGGAAGAUAGUAGAGUGGAAUGUCGAGAAAGAUGACUCAUUGUGCACUUUGCAAGAUGCGUUUCAACAAGUGGAGCCUUCAGUUGGCUUUAACAUUGAACUAAAAUUCGAUAAUCACAUUGUCUACCAACAAGAUUAUCUCAUUCGUGUUCUUCAAGCCAUCUUGCAGGUGGUAUUUGAUCAUGGUAAGGAUAGGCCUAUUAUUUUCUCAUCAUUCCAACCUGAUGCAGCAUUGCUCGUCAGAAAACUGCAGAGCACCUACCCUGUUUACUUCUUGACAGAUGGGGGUGUUGAGAUUUUCUAUGAUGUAAGGAGAAAUUCCUUAGAGGAGGCUAUAAAGGUGUGCUUGGAGGGAGGUUUGCAAGGGAUUGUGUCUGAGGUCAAAGCGGUUUUUAGAAACCCUGGGGCAGUAUCCAAGAUCAAGGAUGCCAAGCUUUCACUUGUAACUUAUGGAAAAUUGAAUAAUGUAUCAGAAGCUGUUUACAUACAACAUUUAAUGGGUAUCGAUGGAGUGAUAGUUGAUCUGGUUCAAGAGAUCACUGAGGCAGUAUCUGAUCUGAUAAGGCCAUCAAAGGUGGAAGAAGCAGAGAGUUUAGCAGAAGGGCAUAAUGAGAUGGAGGAGAAAUCAAAGCCCAAAUUCUCACAGAGGGAGCUUUCAUUUCUUUUGAAGCUCAUUCCAGAAUUGAUACAGCACUAAUCCCAUGCCCUUUUUUGUAUAAUUUCACUAGAAGUUGGCAGUUUUGGUACCUCCUUUUUUAUGCUUGUAAAAAAUCUCAUCUCUUCUACCAUUCUGACGAUGACCCCCCCCUCCCCCGCAAUGAUAUCACAGGCAGCUGCCUUUUCCAGCUUAUCAAUGUGUAAAAGAAUCUUCUUUAGCUGUUGAUCCCCAAAACAGGGGGCUUGUAUUUAGUUUUAUCUGUUUACUUCCCAUCAAUAUGGAGUUCUUGUUACAUGGCC
This is a messenger RNA of Populus euphratica (Euphrates poplar), 1559 nucleotides long. Its product is annotated as glycerophosphodiester phosphodiesterase GDPD1, chloroplastic-like. The transcript has 7 exons. Bases 148 to 1299 code for a protein of 383 amino acids. NCBI's taxonomy places the organism in Eukaryota, Viridiplantae, Streptophyta, Magnoliopsida, Malpighiales, Salicaceae. Gene Ontology annotation, molecular function: phosphoric diester hydrolase activity. Gene Ontology annotation, biological process: glycerophospholipid catabolic process. The record is from RefSeq and is a predicted model, not a curated record.